CGUCACAACAGGCACAACCCUUCGCGCCCGCCCGCCCGCCCCCCCUUCAUUCUCCUCAUCUCGUGUGUCGUGCCCGUCGAGCCUGCGCGUGUACGCUCUGCUCUGUACGCACAAAGGGCUCGCACGUGUGCAACACAUCCCAAACGCUCAAGCCGGGGGACGCGACGGGAUCAGCGUGCGACACCAGAGUGGGUGGGCAGGCACCCAGGCGCGCAAGCAUGUUGACGCAUACGAGGCACUACUUGUCCAAUACCAGAAAGAACCCACGCUCUCCUCUUCAUCCUCCAUGCUUUCGCAAACCCUGAGCCGGAUUGGCCUAGGGCGCCAAUGCAGCAUCCUGCCCCGCCGGGCUGUCGUGAGCACGCCUCGGACCGCGUUCCUCCUCCGCCUCCUCCGGCCCUCGUACCCUCGGCCUUGUUUCUGCCUGCCCGCCGCUCGCCGUCUUUAUAGCCCCGACCGGCCGUCUUCUUCAUCUCCGCGUCCUUCUCCCAUACCGGCCAAGCCGACGCCAAAGCCCCCUUCUCGAGAUGCACCCGACUCUCAGCCCAGAGUCGUAAGCCUUGCCGACGCCAAGGGCGAUGUGCUCCAUGAAGAUAUAUACACGAUCCCGAAUUUCUUGACGCUCACACGGCUCAUCGCUGCCCCUGUCAUUGGCUAUCUGGUCCUGCAUGAUACACAUGCCUGGGCGGUAGGCCUCUUUGCUUAUGCCGGCGUCACCGACCUGCUUGAUGGUUGGAUUGCGAGGCGCUGGAAUCGCAAAACCGUUGUCGGAACUGUCAUCGACCCCAUGGCCGACAAAGCCCUGAUGACCAUUUUGACUGUCUGCCUCGCCGUAAAGGGUGCCUUGCCCCGUACGUAUCAGGCGCCCUCCUCCAGCCUUUCACGCCGGCUGCGAGCUUGCCGCAGUCGGCAAGGAGGCAUGCAAAGCGUCAUGAGUCGCCCCGGCUAACAUUUGAGUGACGCAAGUUUGGGUGGCGACCAUCAUCUUAGGAAGAGACGUUGGGCUCGGUGUAGCUGCCAUCUACUAUCGUUGGAUUUCGUUGCCUCCGCCCAAGACCUUUGCUCGCUACUGGGACUUCUCCUUACCGUCCGCUGAGGUGCGUCCAACCACCAUCAGCAAGUACAACACCUUUCUUCAGUUGGCGCUUGUCGGUUUGACGACCGCCGCACCCCUUGUCAGUGCCGACAUGACGCCAGCCCUCACGCUGCUGCAGUACGUCGUGGCCGCAACCACGGCAUGGAGCGGCGCAAGCUACGUCUACAGCAAAGACGCGGUGAAGAUUCUGAAAUAAUCCAGGGUCAGUGUUUAUGCGACCAUACACCUCAACAUUUGCCCAACUCUCCGGCCGUCGGUGUUUGUAUAUGCGUCCGCCUCGUUUCAUUCAGGCGUGCCUCGGCCGUCGGGCACGAUGGCAAGUCGAGGCGCGGUCGGCAGAUGCGAUCCAGCCUCGUAGCAGGAGGCUCGUCAUGACGCAGAAAGGGUGUUCUCAUUUAUGUACGUACAUGUGCAUAGUGUCUAUAAAUGAAGAUGCUAUAUAUAUCCGG
This is a messenger RNA of Purpureocillium takamizusanense, 1545 nucleotides long. RefSeq names its product Cardiolipin synthase (CMP-forming). The transcript has 3 exons. NCBI's taxonomy places the organism in Eukaryota, Fungi, Ascomycota, Sordariomycetes, Hypocreales, Ophiocordycipitaceae. Gene Ontology annotation, biological process: cardiolipin biosynthetic process. Gene Ontology annotation, molecular function: cardiolipin synthase activity. Gene Ontology annotation, cellular component: mitochondrion; membrane. The coding region runs from base 287 to 949 and encodes 220 amino acids. The record is from RefSeq and is a predicted model, not a curated record.